Arachis duranensis is the source of this 3849-nucleotide messenger RNA. RefSeq lists its product as uncharacterized. Gene Ontology annotation, molecular function: protein binding; metal ion binding. NCBI's taxonomy places the organism in Eukaryota, Viridiplantae, Streptophyta, Magnoliopsida, Fabales, Fabaceae. The record is from RefSeq and is a predicted model, not a curated record.
GGGCGUACAAGAACCGGAGUCACGUACGCGUUUCGGGAUCGGCAGCUUGCAACCAUCGCCACUUUUCUUCUACUUCUUCUUCUUCUUCACCGAUUUCAUCGUUUUUCUCUCUCCCACGAAACCAGACUAAUUAUCUUUCCCCAUCCUUUUUUCUCUCUCCGCUUCAUAGUUUGAUUUUAAGAAUUCACAAGAUCGCAAAAGAAAGGGAGCAACAUGUUGGAGAAGAUCGGGUUGCCGCCAAAGCCUUCACUGCGAGGGAAUACUUGGGUCGUCGAUUCCUCACACUGCCAGGGAUGUUCCUCUCAGUUCACCUUCAUCAAUCGCAAGCAUCAUUGUAGAAGGUGUGGGGGCUUGUUUUGCAACAGUUGUACCCAGCAAAGAAUGGUUUUACGUGGACAAGGUGAUUCCCCUGUACGUAUUUGUGAACCAUGUAAGAAGCUAGAAGAGGCAGCACGGUUUGAGUUGAGACAGGGACGCAGAUUGGGAAGAGGGAACGUGAAAUCAACUUCUAGAGAUGAGGAUGAAGUUUUAAGCCAGAUUCUUGGUUCUGGUAGAGAGGAAAAAGCUCCCAGCAGUCAAAAAUCAAUUGGCACUGCAUCAUCUUCAAGUGCUAAGGGAUUUUCUAAUUCUGAUGACAGCGAAAUACAACAAGUUGUCUCAAAUGAUAAGCCUGAUAUUCUGGGCAUUGAUGUUGGAUCCACCACUCCUGAUGAGUUACGUCAGCAAGCAUUGGAGGAAAAAAGGAAGUACAAAAUUCUGAAAGGAGAAGGGAAAUCUGAGGAGGCCUUGAGAUCUUUUAAGAGAGGAAAGGAACUUGAGAGGCAGGCUGAUUCUUUGGAAAUUCAGUUAAGGAAGAACCGUAAGAAGAUGUUAUCUUCUGGAAACUUGUCAGACAUUCAUAACAAAGGUAGUCCAGAAGAGGUUGGCAGUAAAACAAAGUCACUUCCUCAUGCGGGUAAAGAAAAGGACGAUCUUAUGUCUGAACUUAGAGAGCUGGGUUGGUCUGAUAUGGAUCUACAUAGUGAAGAUAGAAAGCCAGCAAGCUUGAGUUUGGAGGGUGAACUGUCAUCAAUCAUUGGAGAAGUCCGUCCGAAGACUGGUGAAGAAAAGGGCAGCAGAAUUGACAAGACUGAGGUUGUUGCUCUGAAAAAAAAGGCUCUUACAUUGAAGCGUGAGGGUAGGCUUGCAGAGGCGAAAGAGGAAUUAAAAAGAGCUAAAAUUCUUGAAAAGCAGCUGGAAGAACAGGAACUCCUAGCUGAAGCUGAAGAUUCUGAUGAUGAACUAUCAGCACUUAUCCGUAGCAUGGAUAGUGAAAAAGAAGGUUCAAAUCUGCAUGAUCAUGGGAAAGGUUUUGAUCUUGAUGGCCUUAUUCAUAUUUCUGAUGAUCUUGGUGCUAAUUUUGAAGUGACUGAAGAGGAUAUGAUGGACCCUGAAUUAGCUGUUGCUUUGGAGUCAAUAGGUUGGACUGAACCUGAACAAACAUUCAUAAAGUCCCAAACCAUUGACAAAGAAGCAGUGCUUAGUGAAAUUCAAUAUUUGAAAAGAGAAGCUCUUAAUCAGAAGCGGGCAGGUAAUACUGAAGAAGCAAUGGCAUCCUUGAAAAAGGCGAAGUUAUUAGAAAGGGGCUUUGAGUCGGAAGACAGCACCAUAUUUGAAAAGUCCACUGCUGUUCAGAAAAAUAUGAGUUCUGACAUUACAGGUAAUGGAUCAGACUCCAUUCAAUUUGAUGAGAGAAAUACUAAUGCCACUAAUACUUCUGCUUCAAAAAUGGCAUCAAAAAGCCGACUGAUGAUUCAGAGAGAGCUUUUGAGCUCGAAAAAGAAGGCUCUUACCUUGAGAAGGGAAGGAAAACUGAACGAAGCAGAGGAAGAAAUGCGAAAGGGGGCUGAUCUUGAGCGUCAGCUGACAGAGUUGGACAAGGCUUCAAAUCUCAAAGCACCUCAGAUAAGUAGUACCACAGACAAUGUCUUGCAUACAUCAAGAAAGCAUUCUGAUAUUCAUAGAAAUAUGCAAGUUGAGGAAGGAAGUGAAGAUGAUGUGACAGAUCAAGAUAUGUCUGAUCCAGCCUAUCUUUCACUCCUUAAGGACUUGGGUUGGAAUGAUGACAGUAAUGAACCUUCUAGUUCUCCAAGCAAGCUUUUGAAGAAAGAAAAUGAUCAUUCUCUGCCUGUCAGUGAUGCUUCUUUAACUAAGAAUUCUAGAGCACCAAGAAAAAAUAAGGGUCAAAUCCAGAGGGAGCUCUUGGGAUUAAAGAGAAAGGCCCUUGCUCUCAGGCGUGAAGGGAAAGCUGAAGAUGCAGAGGAAGUGCUAAGCAUGGCUAAAGCAUUGGAAACGGAGCUUUCAGAGUUGGAAGCACCAAAAAAUGAAGCACGGGUUGAGGCUACUAUGAUGACACAUGAAAUCUUAAAUCCUCCACUUGAAUCUGCAAUUGAUGAAGAAAGCAAUACUCUUGUUUUGGAAGAGGAUAUGCAUGACCCCGCCUUGAAUUCCAUGCUCGUCAAUCUGGGGUGGAAGGAUGAAUUUGAACCUGUGACUGUAAAGAAAGAUCCAGCUAAAAAGGAACCAUAUAUACACAAUUCGUCUUCAGGUAUUCCUGCUAAAGCUUCUAGGAGUAAGGGUGAGAUUCAAAGAGAACUUUUAGCAUUGAAAAGGAAGGCUCUUGCUUUAAGGCGCCAAGGAGAAAUAGAAGAAGCUGAGGAAGUUUUAAGAAUGGCCAAGAGUCUGGAAGCUCAAAUGGAGGAUGAAAAAUCAGUAAUGCCUGAAUCAUCUGACUUACAGGAAAAACCUGAGAGUUUAAGAUCAACUGUUGAAGCAGAUAAAGGUUCAGAUACAAAUAUUCCAUUCUUAAGGGAGUCAGGUAAUUCAGUGCUUCCUCCCUCUCAGCCAAUCGAAAAUAAGGAUCCAUUAUCAGCCAAGGUGAGUGCUUCAAGGGAAAAUCUUGCAGAAAAGAUGAACACAGCACAAACAACUGAUAAUAUCACUUCAGAUGGCCACUCCAUGCAUUCAAUAGAUAGACUUACUAGCGAUGGUUCAACAAGUUCAUCUCAAACAACUAAUCCUAUUCAUUUGGACUCCUGGGAAAAUCUCAGCCAAGAUCAGCAACUCAAAAACCGUGUUACCACUAAAAGAGAAUUGACUGGCACAAAUGAAAAACCUAGCAUUAGCAAGUUAAAUGCUGCUCAGAAUUAUGCUUCCAUGGACCACCUACAUCAAGAUAUUUUAGCUCAUAAAAGGAAGGCAGUUACUUUGAAAAGAGAAGGGAAACUUGCAGAAGCUAAAGAAGAACUCCGGCAGGCCAAGCUGUUAGAGAAGAGUUUGGAGGAUGGAAGUGUGCAGCCAAUUACUUCUUCUGCAAAUAAUGUUCCUGAUGCAUCUCAUGCUGUAAAGAAGCAAGAGUCAACAAGUGUUGCCGCGAAGCAAGAGUCAACAAGUGUUGCUUCAAAACCAUUGAGUAGCCGUGAUCGGUUCAAGCUGCAACAGGAGUCCCUGGGCCACAAACGCCAAGCCCUAAAACUACGGAGGGAGGGCCGCACAGAGGAAGCAGAAGCCGAGUUUGAAAAGGCGAAGGCGAUCGAAACCCAGUUGGAGGAGUUGGCAGCCCAUGAUGCCAAUAAACCAGAUGCAGCAGAAGAUGUGACUGUUGAGGAUUUUCUCGAUCCUCAACUCUUAUCUGCUCUGAAAGCUAUUGGAAUCGAAGAUGCUAAUGUUGCAUCAAGAGGCCCGGAGAGACAAGAGCCUGUGAAAUCCAAUGUCACUAAAGGUGAAAACUCUAACCAAGAAAGAAUUCAGUUAGAAGAAAGAAUCAAAGAUGAAAAAAGAAAGGCGGUUAAUUUGAAACGUUCAGGAAAA